This is a messenger RNA of Chara braunii, 1228 nucleotides long. The record is from the annotation of a GenBank genome assembly. Lineage: Eukaryota; Viridiplantae; Streptophyta; Charophyceae; Charales; Characeae.
GCAAGGAAAGCUAAGGAGGAGCGUUUACGUUUAGAAGCUGAAGCGGAAACAGACAAUGGCGCAAUGAGAAGAAGUUGAAAGAUGAGCAACAUGACGCUGAGAUUGACAAGAAGUUGGAGAUCCAACUGGCAAUUAAGAUUGGGGAUUUUUUCGAUCGCAUGGAGGCAAAUCUUGGACCAGUUUUGGAGUUCGUUCGUAAGACUCGGACAACGAAGCAACCAGUACGAGUACCUGAUGACUCGAAUGAUGAUAGUGGGGGAAGCGCUACUGAGGACAUCCGAGCUCGUACUAAGAACCUGAUUAUCCAUGAGAAGAGGAAAAGGGGACCUGAGGUAGUUUUCGAUGAUAGUCCGCCUCUUGUGACUCCGGCCAAGCGCACGCCACGUCGGACUGAUACGAAGAAGAAGGCGGUGCGUACUCCUGGCCAUGCUACCAUGUCGAAGGCGAAGGUGAGGACAAAGCUAUCACCAUAUGUGGAGAAGCUUAAGAAGACCCCAGGACAACCAAGUACUGUCGAGAAGCUGCGCUUUCGUAACCAACAGAUGGAAGACCUUCGAGCUCUCGGAACUUUGGAACUUCAGGGGAUCUGCAAGGAUGAAGGAGUGGCUUACAACGGCAAAGUCGACGCGAUAUUCGAUAUCGCGAGUUACCGUACUAGGGUUCAUUUUGGGGACAUCGGACCAAUCGAUCUGUCAAUUGUUGCAGACCAACCGGAUGAAGAAUCAGCAACUGCUGACGAUGAAGUCACGGAACAAGAGGCUUAAUUUGUUUACGAAUUAGACAAGAUUUGGCGGAUUGUGGACUACGUUACGGAAUACAGGAGACGUUUGAAUAUUAUUGACCAUAAAGUCGAGGAACUGCUCAGGUUGUGUGUUGUAGUGCUGAGCUGCAGAAAGGAAAUCAGAUGAAAUGGUGGCAGGAUGAUCGGGUGGUUUUUUGGAUCAUCUGACAGGGUUUUCGUUUUUCUUUUCUUUUCUGUUUUUGGUUGACACUGUUAUUUGCUUUUCCUCUGGUAGGAGUGUUUUUGACUUCUGUUUUUGAGGGCCUGAGCGCCUCGAUGGGUGCUACCGGUUGUUGAGGCCCCUUGACUCGUUUUGAUUUGUUGUUUACAGACAGCCUGAGUAACCCACGGUGGUCCUUGUUUUUGAGGGUAGUGGGAAACCCGGUACUCYGRCUGCUUGCUUGUUUUUUCGGCACUGUUUGUCUGUGAUAAAUAGGAACACGAUCA